AUCUGUGAGGUUGCACCGUUGUCCAAGGAGACAGAGGUUUUUCUCUAUCUGCCCUUCAUUACACAAAGGAGCAGGUGUUGCACUUUUCAUUUUUUCAUGCCCUCGGCUCUGCUCCCGAAUCCAGGGCAAGAGAAGCAAUGGCUAUGUCUGGAAUGCCCCUUAAUACCCUCCCCGGAGAUGGAGCAUGGGUUUCACACUUAUCGGAGAAGAUACAGAAGGUGACUAUGAACAGGAUUCUAGUCUGAUCUCAGAAGAAAAAAGAGAAGACGAUGUGGAACAAGAUUCCAGUCUCUUCGGAGAAGAGGAAGCAUCAGAGAAUGAAGAAGAUGGUGAACCAUUAGUGAAACUGACUGAAGAUGAGCUGAGUAGUAAUGGGAUCAUACUCACAAAUGGCAUACAGGAGUGGCCAGAUGGUUCCAGUUACAAAGGAGAAUUUGGGUUUGAUCUAAAGCUUGGUUUUGGAGAAUUCUCAUGGAUCAAUGGUGAGAAGUAUGUGGGGCAGUUUUACAAGGACCAUCGUCAUGGCAAAGGGGUGUACUUUUGGCCGGACAGCUCCAAAUUUACUGGAUCAUUUUAUCUUAGCCAUAAGGAAGGAUAUGGGACCAUGGAAUUCAAGGAUGGCAGAAACUAUCAGGGACUAUACAAGGCAGAUGAGCGGUUUGGACCAGGAGUUCAGAGCUAUCCAGAUGGCUGUCAAGAUGUUGGCUUGUGGCUGAGGAAUCACAUAAUUAAACUGUGUACUGAAAUACCUGGCCAUUUUUCUUUCUUGGAUUAUCCAGAACACUCCAGCUAUUUUGAUGCUGUUUCCCAGAAAGAAUAUCUUUCUGAGAAGGAAAUUCCAUUUUGGGAUCUGAAUGAGGAGAAGGAUCCUUUUUUCUACAACUACAAACGUCUCCUUUUAGAUGACAGUUAUACAUUGCCUGAAAAAAUGUACAUAUACUCAACUGAUACGGAUCAUCUUCCCCUGACUUGCACCUUCCGUAAAGAAUUUGAUUCCCAAUAUUUUCAGAAAAACAAACAGCUGUAUGAUGAGGAACCAUGGCCUGUUAAAAACAGAACCCCUCUAAUGGUUAGAAUGCAGAAGCACAUGUAUAAAUACAGGCAUUGUCAAAGAGAGAUCAGUUGGGAUAUCAACGCCAUUCUGAAUGGAAGUCGAGAUACCUUUGGCCCCAAAGGCCCCAAAGAGCUUGCUUCAGAGCAGCUGAUUCAGAAGGCAGCAGCGGGAAACUUCAGUAGUAUCUAUGAGAUUCUGAGGGACAACUUAGCUCACCCAGAUGUAGCGGACACACAUGGAUACACUGCACUUGCAGCUGCUGCUGUGAAUUACCAUGAAGACAUCAUUAAUCUUCUUCUUGAUAAUGGAGCUGAUGUGAACAAAUGCAGUGAUGAAGGAUUAUCAGCUCUCUCCAUGUGCAUCAUUCUUUAUUACCCAAUAGAGUCAUUUAAGGCCAACAUUGCUGAGAGGAACUUUAAAAAAGACGAGGAUGAGCUGUCGGAAGAUGUAUCUCCAUCACUUGAACCAACCAAAGAGACAUGUGUAACAGACACCGUUCAUCAGUCAGUUCUGAGCACUUCUAAGUCUGGGGAAAAGGCAGAGUCUGUUUUCGAUGAUGGAAACACAUUGGAUGAAGUGGACUAUGCAAGUUUUGAUCAGAUGACUGUCCACAGCUCUGAAACCAGCUUUGAGUCGAACAAUUCUGUUUACAACUAUGGAAUCAAGGUUUCUCUAAAAGCUUUGCAGCAGAGUGCAGAAGCCUUUAGCCAGUGUUUCCUGAAAGUGUCCUCCUACUCCCAUCUCAAUAGGCAUGACGGAACUGAAGGCACCAUGAGAAAAAUGGCGUUAUCAAUAUCCGAAUACCAAAAGAGAUGGACCACGGUCAAACUCCUUCUCCGCCGAGGUGCAGACCCCAAUGUUUGCCAGAUCCCUCUGCAUGUCCUCUUCUUUGCUGUUAAAGCUGCAGAUGUAGGAGCAGUGAAACUAAUGUUAUCAUCAGGAGCAAGGACUGACAUACGACUUCCAUCGAGGCUGGGAGGUUUAAUGCCUCUUCAUAUUGCUGUAGCCAUUCCUGGUGAAGAAGGAGUCAAGAUAACAGAAUUAAUCCUUCAUUCAGCUGCAGAGCCUGAUGCAAAGGCAGAAGAUGAAGAUGAGGUGUAUGCACCAGACUGGGAUGAGCCUGCUGAAUCACCAGUUAUUAUUGCCAUGAAACUUAAUAACGAAACUGGACCGCCUACAGAAUACUACUCAUCUUCUCGUCUCGUCCCAGAGGAAGGUGGGAGGACUCCUUUGCAUAUUGCCUGCGAGAGAGAGGACAACCCCAAGCAUGUCAGAGAUGUUGUCCGCCUCCUCUUAACUCAUAAGGCAAAUCCUAACACCUUGUGGAGUGGCCAUUCACCACUUUCUCUGGCAAUUGCCAGUGGGAACGACUUGGCGGUGACAGAGCUCUUGGCGUUUGGCGCUGACCCCAAUCUUCCAUUAAGCAAAGGCUUAGGUAGUGCCCUUUGUGCUGCUGUCAGUACUACAUAUGAACAAAAGAGGACCACAGCAAACAGGAUUUUAUUGGUUGAUAAGCUAAUUGAGGCUGGUGCAGAUAUGCUGAUGCCAAUUACACUUAGCCAGGGAAGGAGAACUGCCGUGGGAACUGUAGUAGACUAUGCAUAUUAUAAAUACUUUCAGGAUAAGAAGAUAGCCCAUACCCCAUACCAUGCACUAUUGCCGCCAGAGCGGGAGAUUUUCAAUGCGCGCAGGGAGCUGCUAGAUUAUAUUAGUGACCGGCUUCGUGAGUGUGUUGCCCGGAAAGAGAAAGAAUGGAAUAGAGAAGAACUUCGGAAAUCCAGGAAAUUAGAUGCAAGUUCUCGUGGUCCCUCAGCUAGAAGGAAACGUACGGAGAAGCGUGUUGCAGUUACACUAGACAAGGAGGAAGUGAGGCAGCCCUUCUUUAAAUACUGCUACCAGUGUGGGCGGGCAGUAGGGAUUCGCCUCACUCUCUGCACGCGCUGUUUUGAGAUCUUCACUUGCAGCAAGUCUUGUAAAGUCAAAGCGUGGAAUGAGCGUCACAAGCGUGAGUGUGUUGUAGCUACAGGUGAUUCACCCUUAAUGGACUCUGACCAAGACAGCCUACAAUCUGAGGUGGAUGGAAAGCGUCAACUUAAGACGAAGUCAGGCAUUUCAAGAGGUCAGCAGAGUCCCAAUGGCAGAAAGGCAAGAGAUGGAAGUGGCAGAAAAGAAGCCUUCAGGAAAGAUGACAAGAAAGGCAAAGUACAGGCAACCAACGAGGACACACGUCCAAAUCUUCCUUACACUGGGAAUUACAGUUACAAUUAAUCCUCCAAUACAAAAACAUGAGCAUGUUGAGUAAGCUGACCUGGCAUCACUUGCCUUGAUCUAAUAUGUGCUUUUCAAACAAGAAACACUAGCAUUCUAGUGACAUGGUUGUGAUGACAGCUUGGACAUCCUCAGUCAUUUUCUAGGGAUCUUCGCUUUUAUUUCAAAUAGUGAUUAGUAUCUACAGUUAGACAUGUAACUUAGAGAGCUGGAUGGUAAAAUGACGACUGUGAAGGGUAAGACUUUUUAGGAACUAUUUAUGUCACUGAAAUAGUAUCUGGAAUUUGAGUUUAUUGCAUCACUCAUCAACUCCAUGCAAAGUUCAUGUUCCUUUAGCUUUAAUUUCCAUUUAAUCACACUGUGAUUAGUGCAGGGCAACUUGGCUGUUACUUAAUCGACUGACCAAACCUUCUGAAAGCAGAUUACACUCUAAAAAGCAUGUAGCAUUUUGUUUUUAAAUUAAAAGCCCUGAGGGUUGGACACACACAAAUUAAAGAGAACUUUUAGGAUGAUGAUCAGAGGUGGAGAAAACCCCGCUCCUGUUCAGGUCAGGGGAUGGAGGAGUUGGGGGUAUGUGCUCAUGUGGCAGGCAGAGGUCACCACUUGGAAAAGAAGGCAAGGUUCUGGUUUAGGUGCCCAGCUUUUAGAAGUUCUGAGUAACUGCAACUCAAAUUGGAUCCAGUUGGGGAAGUAAAUAUAGGUCCUCAGCACCUCCCAAAGGCCUGUAUUUAUGUGCCUGCCUGUAGACACCCAUUGCCAGCAUACAUAAAGGACCAGAAUGCCAUUCCUCACACCCUGUGACUGGCAUAGGGAUGUAACAGAGAGCAGGAGCUGAGCCUAGGACUGUGGAUAGUUUAAGAAUGUUGAUUUCCCAAUAUCUGGCCUACCAGUAGCCCAUUUGCAAAGGGGUGGGGUGGGUGUAGGGAGAAAGGGCGGUGUUCAUAAGUUACACAAUUAGCUAUAGAAAAUGUUUUUUCAUUUUCCCAUUUCUUUUCUAGGGGUAGUUAUUUUAAAUAGUAAAGCACGACAGAGAGCAUUUACAGGAGAUAUAUUUCUGAGAUGACUGAAUUACAGUUUUUAUAAAUACUGGCCUUUGUAGAGAACCCAUGCAUACAUAUGUAUUAGUUUUAUAGAAUGUAGAUUUCAGCUGUUUAGUGCUGUGUCUAUAAAGUAGAAUCUAAACUCCUGUAAAUGACAGAUUUUGGUAUUUACUAAGUAAACUGAUAAGUUUUCUAGAGACAAGACAUUGUUUAUUUUCUUUGGGAAAAAGUAGGAAGGGGGCCUGGAAUUCUUAAGGUGCCAUUUACUUCCAGUGAUGUGCACAACUUCUGUCCUUACCUAACUACCAGAAGUGUGGGGAUAACCCCUUUGGAAGUGUUAUCAAGUUAAACAACCUCUGGGAACUGUGUAUAUAGAAAAACAAAACCUGUGUCGACAUCAUUUCAUUCAAAGGGAGCACGGUGGUGGGUUAUUUAAUUCAGAAAAGCUCUUCAUUGGGACCAGAAUACUUUUUUUGUUAACUUUUCAAGAAGCAGUAUUUUGAGUGCAAAAGUGAAUAAUUAACAUGAUGCUUUAUGGUUACAGAUAUUUAGGGGUUUUUUUUAAAGCUUUUUCUCCUUUAUUAUACCUUCCCUGGUCUCUCUCUUUCUGGCUUUCACACUAACAAUCUUUAGUUUAUUAACUUUAUAAAAUGUCAUCAAAGAGAUUUCAUCUUGUUUUUAUGCAUCUCCCAUGCCUAGAGUUGACUGCUCUACAUCAUACAUGUUUGAGCAUGUGAACUCACAGUGGCUAUGCUAUAUCAUGGUAAUGGAUAAACGAAGGACUGAUACUGGAGCUAGUCAGAUAAAAUGUAGACGACACAAAACUGAUUUGUAACAGUAGGACAAAUAUAGAUGUAAGUCUCCAGCCUUUUUAUUUAUACAAGGAUUCAAAGAACAUAUUUCAACUUUAGAUAAACAGUGCAAGAUAGUUACAAGUACCUUGGUAACAGAAAGAAAUAUAUAAUUGGCCAGCAAUGCCAAUAAGUGAAAUAAGUCUUAAUCCUGCAGAUAGAAAUGCAUUUUUAAAGCAAAGUUGUAUGUAGAAUAUUUGUUAUACCUUAUCUCCCCUACCAAGCCCACCAGAAAACAAUAGGUUGUUUGUCAUUUGUAAAAUGAUAAAUAUCUGUGGUCUCAAAGCCUCUAACGAUCCCACUCUUAGCUAAAACAUACAAAUUAUGGCACAAAAGAGCAAGUUUGAAGACAGAGAUGACUGUAAAUCCACUACACCAUUUUUCUGGUUCUCUACUUUGCAGGGAUGUGAGUGUUUAAUUAUUCAGAUAAGAACAUGAAAAUGAACAAACCCCAAGUAUUUUUUCCUUAUCAGAACACUGAGAAUCACCAUCUUGCUAACACAGAAGUGAAUGGUCCUAUUUCCUCUUCCCCUCCCAAAGCAGCAAAUCCAAAGUAAAUCAUACUCCCUUGAUAUGGGAUAUAGUAUGGCCCUUAAUGAAAGGACUCCCCCAGGGCCGGGAACAGUGUGUCAGUGCUUUCACUAGGCUGGCAAAUACAUGCUAAAGAGAUUUUUUCCCCCUCUUCCAUUGCAUACAGCAAUGGGUGCCUAAAUAGUUAUAAACUAUUUACUGUAGUGCUCAUAUUUUAAUAUUUUUUUUAAAAAUCUACUCUAAUGCCCUUUUCACAUUUGUUUUCCAUUCUCCCUCAGCAACUGGGUUAGGUGCUGCAUAAGAGCAGUCUUAUUUUAUACGUACAACGGCAAAAAAUUGCUUGAUCGUUGUCUUCGGUCCACCCCCUCUGAGGCACCUGGUGGUGGCCGCUGUCGGCAGACAGGCUGCUGGGCUAGAUGGACCUUUGGUCUGAUUUUCUUAUGUUCAACAUGGAUUAAAAUCACCACACUAGACCCAUAAAAGCAAACCUGAAUGAAACCACACCACAGCUGACUAUAGGACCAGUAGUAUCAUGUUUAUUUAAUUUGCAUCCAGAGCCAGAUAAUUUAAGGCUAAUGGCAACAUGCCUUUGAUGCAAGCUUAGCUUUAAGAACUACUGCUAUAAGGGGAAUACACCCUCGCCCCCUCCCCCCCCGGAUCUAAAAUAGUCUGUGCCAAAGCAAGGUGUAAUGUGGGAUGCUGCAUCUCUCCUAACUGGCCUAAACACAGUCCGAGUUUUGAUAUGGUGGUAGAAAUGUCAGCCUCUAUUAAGUGGCUAGGCCAGGAAACAGCAGUAGUUGCCCAAUAAAUUAGGAAUUUUAAAUCAACAUGGAGAAUGCUGAUUUCAGAACACUUGCUUUUUUGCAACAUCUGUCAACAUCCUCUAACUCUCUAAUCCUAAGAGUCUUACCUUAAAUUGCACAUUCCAUAAACAGUGACAGCACAAAUAAAAUUCUGCUUCUGCCAAAUAUUUUGUUAUGCACCAAAAUACAUUUUCCCCCUUAAUAAAAGAGCCAAGAGUGUUUAAAAGACUGAUAAUCUAAUAAACUUUUUAAACAUAAGACAUGCUUGCUCCCUAAAAAUAAAAAUCA
Pelodiscus sinensis (Chinese soft-shelled turtle) is the source of this 6835-nucleotide messenger RNA. Lineage: Eukaryota; Metazoa; Chordata; Testudines; Trionychidae. The record is from RefSeq and is a predicted model, not a curated record.